Messenger RNA from Aphanomyces astaci, 4751 nucleotides. RefSeq lists its product as hypothetical. Gene Ontology annotation, molecular function: ATP hydrolysis activity; ATP binding; ABC-type transporter activity. NCBI's taxonomy places the organism in Eukaryota, Oomycota, Saprolegniomycetes, Saprolegniales, Verrucalvaceae. The transcript is spliced from 8 exons. The record is from RefSeq and is a predicted model, not a curated record. The coding region runs from base 25 to 4341 and encodes 1438 amino acids. Gene Ontology annotation, biological process: transmembrane transport. Gene Ontology annotation, cellular component: membrane.
UUGAAGAACGCCUCGGCGACAAUAAUGGUCCUACAUGUCGUGUGGCCUAAGUACUGCGGUGAGAUGGACUGUUCCGCAGCACUUGCUACCGAUGGGGCUAGCUUCAUGUUCAUGUUGGUGCUGAUGCGCCACGUGCAUGUGUUGUUGGAACGACCUCCGUGGACUGCACAGAAGCCUCCAAAACGCCCUUGUACUGGAGUCAAGUACAUUGCAUCUCUAGCGUUGGUCUUCCUCCACAUUGCCUUUGGCCUUGUGAAAAUGCUGAUGGACGACGUCGCCAUCACUCCGUCCGAGGCCAUAGGCACUACCAUUCGUUCAUUCAUGUGGACAAGCUACGCGGUGCUCUUGGCGCGGUACCCGCAUCUAGGCGAAACCUUCCUUGUCCGAGGUGGCGUCGUCCUCCAUGGCACACUGGGCAUCUUGCUUGUUUCUCGUCACGACACCUCCACCAUCUCGUCUUGUUUGAUGUGCUUCAUCGGCGUCUUCUCGGUUCUCUUGGGUUUUCUAGUGCUCCUUCCAUCGUCCUCAUCUCAUCACGCGUUCGACGGCACGUUCAGCCCGUUGGACAGGUCCGGCGUGCUCUCCCGGCUGCUCUACACGUGGGUCUCGCCCUUCAUCGCCCUGGGUCUGCGUCGUCGGUUUGAACUCACUGACGUGCCGCCCCUUCCCGCUGCUGACCGCACGGCCAGCCAUACGUUCCAAAUGGCGCUGCUACAAGAGCGUCGGCAGCCCCACCCUUCGUUUCUGCGACUUGCCGCUCGAUUGUAUGGCUACGAGGUGGUCGGGUUUGGGCUGUGGUCGGCUACGAACAAACUAUUGUCCCUGACAAGUCCAUUUUUAAUCAAAGAAUUCCUCGACUGGUCUAGCUCCAGUAGUCAAACCACUCCAUCUUCAUCAUCGUCGUCGACAACAGGGUUUGUGUUGGCUGGUCUCAUCGGUCUGCAGGCGGUGCUCGCGGCGUUCUCUGGCUCUCAAUACGGCCUGGCAUGGGCGCGCUUCGACUUGCGCGUGCGGGGAGGGCUCAUGUCGGCGAUCUACGGCCGUACGUUGGAGCUAACGCUGGCCGAGCGAAGUGCGAUUGGGAUGGGCAAACUCACAAAUUACAUCUCGGUGGAUGUGGGGCGCGUGGUGGGGAUGCCGGGGGGGGUGUUUGACAUGGUCUUGAUUCCAGUCGAGAUUGUGGUGGCGUUGAUUUUGCUGUCCAGGGAAGUGUCGUAUGCGUUCGUGGCGGGUCUCGUGGUGCUUGGUGUCAUGUUGCCGAUGCAGACAUGGCUGGGCAACCAACUUCAAAGCAUCACGCGCAACAUGCUGCAGUUCCGCGAUGACCGCGUGGAGCUAUCGUCAGAAGCAAUCAAAUCCAUUCGGGUGCUCAAGCUACUGGGCUGGAUGGAUUACUUUGUGGGGAAAAUGGCUGCGAGUCGGCAGCUCGAGAUGGGCCAACUCGGCGCCCGCAAGUACCUCGAUGCGCUUUGCGUUGUAUUUUGGGCAUCCACACCCGUGGUGGUGCAGUCAGCGGUGUUUGUGGCUGUGAUUUACUCUGGCCAUGACCUCACAGCGGCCAACGCGUUCGUGGCCAUAGCGCUGCUUGACCGGCUCAUCUACCCCAUGAACUACUUUCCGUGGAUCAUCAACGGGUUCCUUGAGGCGCGGGUGUCGGCGCUUCGCCUCCGAUCGUUCUUGUUUGCUCCCGUCGUGUCCUCGUCGGCGGCGACUCGGCAGGCGUCUGUGAGUUUGUGGCACCAAUGUACGUUUGCAUGGACACCAAACCCAUCAGCCCCCAAAGAAGGAGAUGGCGACGGGGAGGAGGAUGCGGCAGCCAACCCCACGAUGGCCUUGUUGACUCGCGGCGGCGACGACGUCGUUACAAGUCGACCCGCCGCCUCGUUCGAAUGUCAUUUGGAGCAUUUUCAACUCGAUCCAACACACAUGCAUGUACUCGUGGGCGCGUCCGGCAGUGGCAAGUCGUCCAUGCUGCUCGCGAUGCUCGGAGAAAUGCCCAUGGUUCACGGCCGACACAUUGGACCUCCGCGCCUGACGUCAUACGCGCCCCAAGUGCCGUGGUUGUUUGCCGCCACCAUUCGGUACAACAUCACCCUCGACGCCGACGACAAGUCGACGUCAUCCGACCUGUACCGCCGCGUCCUAGCUGCGUGUGCCCUGGAGCAAGACUUGGCAUGUCACCCCCUCGGAGACCUCACCGUGUUGAGCGACCAUGGGGCCAACUUGAGCGGCGGACAGCGGGCGCGACUCGGCCUCGCUCGGGCCCUGUACCAACGUGCCGACGUGUACUUGCUGGACGACGUCAUGGGCAGUCUAGAUGUGGCCACCACCGCCCAUGUCCUCCGGUCGGCACCUGCCGUUCUUCCACCCGCCGCCUCGGUUGUGCUCGCCACCCACGCCGUGCACCUGCUGGAGCAUAUUGCCCGACCGUACUCGAUUCUCGUGCUGGAGCAUGGUCGGGUCGUGGAAGUGGGCUCGUAUGCCGAGCUGACAUGCCGCGAAUCCACCAGAUUUCGAACCAUGUUGCAAGUCGCUAGUGGCGUAGUAGUAGGUGGCACCUCGGAAGCCAAUGUUGACAAGGACGACAAUGGCCAAACCAGUAGCAGCAGCCAGCGGGAAACAGUGUCGCCGCCACAUCAAUCAAGCAAUACCCCCGACGAAGAACAUCGCGACGAUGGGGUGGUCGCUGCCUGGAUGUGGUGGCAGUACCUGCGCUCGAUGGGCGUCUGUGUGUUGGGAAUGCUGGCGCUAUCGGUACUUGUCAUGCAAGUGAGUCGCAACGGCCUGGACUACUGGAUCGCGUCGUACACGUCGUCGUCCGUCCACCACCCGAUCUCGCCGCCGACAUUUGCGCGGGGCCUCGUGGUCAUCACCGCCAUCAACAUCGUGGCCGUGGCAGCGCGGUCGUUCCUGUUUGCAUAUGGAGGGCUCCGCGCCGCCAACGCCCUCUACCGCCGCCUCGUCCAUCGACUGGUGCGCGCGCCGCUCACGUUUUACGACAUCACACCCGUCGGUCGGAUCCUGAAUCGGCUCGGCGGCGACACGUACGGCGUGGAUGAAAGCCUCCCGUUCAUCCUCAACAUCUUCAUCAAGGACGCGGCGGACGUGUGCGGCACGCUCGUGAUACUCGUCCUGACGACCCCCGCCGUGUUCUUGGUGCUUGGGCCGCUCACCAUCGUGUACUUUGCAUUGCAGCAGUGGUAUCGCCCGACGUCGCGGCACCUCCGCCGCCUGGACGCUGUCGCACAGUCGCCGCUGGUCAUGAUGUUCCAGGCGACGCUGGACGGACUGCCCAUCCUGCGAGGGCUCAAAUGCGAGCCCCAGUGGUUUCGGGUGUACCUUCAUCGGCUGCAUCAAGCGCAGCGCGUGAGUUUCCUGGCGUCAGGCGCCGGCGCGUGGUUCGGACUCCGCCUCGAUAGCCUCGGGGUCGCGGUCACGACCUUUGUCGCCGGGUACGCGGCGGUGCAAUGCUACGUCGGGCGCCCGAUUCCGUCCGGCGUGCUCGGCCUCACAUUGAUCUACGCGCUACCAAUUGUGGGAAAAUGCAACGCGAUCCUCUCCAGUUUCAUCGCGACAGAGCAAAACAUGGUUAGCGUCGAGCGGGUGCUCGAGUACGCCUCUGUUCCAGUCGAAGAGGAGGACGAUGGUUCGGCGAGGGGGGGCGCGGCCGCCUCUUUGACUGUGGACGGACAGACGACACGGCACGACCAUUUGGUGAAUUGGCCGCCGCUCGGCCACGUCACUCUCACAAACGUGUCUGUGCGAUACGGUGCAGACGAGGUGCCGGGGCUUCCAGCUGCGCUGCAUGGCGUCACCUGUCACAUUAUGGCCAAAGAGAAGGUCGGCAUCUGCGGCCGCACGGGCGCCGGCAAGAGCACGCUGCUUCAGUGCCUCUUCCGCGCCGUUCCGUUUGGAGGUCGCAUUGUUAUUGACGGCAUCGACAUUGCGUCCAUGUCGCUGACGCGGCUGCGGGCGUCGCUGUGCUUUGUCCCGCAGGACGCCGUGCUCUUCAAAGGCAGCAUCCGCGCGAACGUUGACCCCAUGGACAGCCUGACGGAUGCCGCCAUCUGGACGGCUCUCGCGCAGUGCUGUUUGAAGGACGUGGUCGAAGCGUUUCCCCUCGGGUUGAUGGAACCGCUGCUGCAGGGGGGCGACCAAGGAAGACUUAGUCGAGGCCAAGCCCAGUUGCUGUGCAUAUGCCGCGCCCUCUUGCGGAAAUCCAAGGUCGUGUGUGUGGACGAGGCGACUGCCUCGAUCGAUCAUGCGACUGAACAGUUGGUCCAGUCGGUACGUGAAGAUGGGAAGACUCGAGCCUUUUGGCGUGACGUGUGUGAUGUGUAGACCAUGGCGCAGGCGUUCAAGGACUCGACGGUGCUCACAGUCGCGCAUCGCUUGCACACGAUCCUCGACUCGGAUCGGGUGCUCGUGCUGGACGAAGGCAAGGUCGUCGAGUUCGACAGCCCGACGACCCUUCGGUCGAUCCCAAACGGCUACUUUGCGGCGCUAGUGGACGGCCACACUGCGUCGUCGUCAUCUAGCUAAUGCUCGUGUCCAUUAUCAUGUACAUCCUCCUCUAAGAUCUCUCUUUCAACACGGCGGGUACACUUGUAUCCUCGUCCGCCAGCGUGGGGUGGUUUCAUCGAAACGUCUGUAACAUCGCCCGGAGGUGCGACUUUGCCCAACUGCAUAAAAUAAACAUCGACACCCAGGCAUACAAAUAUCAAGUUCAGGACGGAAACAGACAUUUAAUU